AAAGAAAGCAUCAGUAUUUUUUAAACGGCUACAGUUUUUGUAAUAGGCCUUGUGUGUGCGUGAGCCAGUUCAUCGAAGGGACCCGUAUGUGACGGUUUGGACUCUAGCUGUCGUGCCUGUGUUACAUGCCCGUGCUUCACACUGAAUGACAGAGAGAGAGGGAGAGAGUGAGAAAGAGAGAGAGAGAGAAGAGAGGCUCACAGGGAAGCUCUACGGGGCAACAGAUCUGGUUUGCUCGGCUGAAAGACCAAACAAGACAUGGAUUUUUGCACAACGUGAGAGAGGAGCAGCUGCCUCACAUUAAUAAACAAAAGUCAGGAUGUCAGGGAUCGACGUUCCGUUGAUGGACCAAAAUGAGACUGGAAUCUCUUCAGUAGACAAUGGGACUUUCCUCCGUUUCUCCCCAACCUCUGCCUCCACAUCGGCGGCCGCCUCAUCUCCGGGACGUCCAGGGAACGUUUAUGUUUACGUCUGGCUCUUUCUCGGCCUGCUGGUGUUCCUGCUGACAUUGCUAGUCAUCUCCCUGCACAGGCUCAAGAACAUCAUCUCAUCUUCUUCCUCUGUCCCCGACUGCAGCAGCGAGGGAGGAAGCUCCUUCACCAACAUGGAGAUAUGUAGCAUCUCAUCUCAGAGGUCCACUAUCUCUGCACUCUCCACCUGAGGCAUAUGGGAAGGAGCACAUACAGUAGAGAUGCAUACGUAUAUGUGCUCUCAUUUGUGCAUGCUUGUGCAAAGCCAAGCAUGCACACACAUAAAAAGCACACAGAGGUCCAGCACCUCCUCACUGUGACAUACAAACAUAAAAACCUUUUGUCAGCCCCAAAGAAGCUGACAUAAUGGCAUUACACUCCAUGCAUGCAUAUUCUAAUCCCAAUGAUCCAAUAAUUGUGGUGGGUCCAUGCAAUUUGCAUAGGCACAGGGGAAAUAUCGCUCAUAAUGUGAUGAGGAGGUCUUAAGGGGUGAGUGUGACUGCACCCUUCCACAAUUAAGACAAAUGAAUCUGAGAACCUGCUUUCCCUUUACAGGGACAAGCAUAAUGAGGGACUAUUAUCUCUUCUCUUUUUUUGUCAUUUCUCAUAUUGCACUUGUGUUCAUCUUAGAAAAAAAA
This is a messenger RNA of Archocentrus centrarchus (flier cichlid), 1108 nucleotides long. It is a transcript of the gene sertm1, whose product is annotated as serine rich and transmembrane domain containing 1. The coding region runs from base 320 to 661 and encodes 113 amino acids. Gene Ontology annotation, cellular component: intracellular membrane-bounded organelle. Lineage: Eukaryota; Metazoa; Chordata; Actinopteri; Cichliformes; Cichlidae. The record is from RefSeq and is a predicted model, not a curated record. The transcript is spliced from 2 exons.